Molecule: messenger RNA, 7369 nt
Organism: Orussus abietinus
Lineage: Eukaryota; Metazoa; Arthropoda; Insecta; Hymenoptera; Orussidae
Exons: 9
Coding region: 709-6090 (1793 amino acids)
Biological process (GO): protein phosphorylation; multicellular organism development; cell surface receptor protein tyrosine kinase signaling pathway
Cellular component (GO): signaling receptor complex
Molecular function (GO): transmembrane receptor protein tyrosine kinase activity; ATP binding
Source: RefSeq, a predicted model, not a curated record
UCGUGCGCCGGGCGCUCCUUUUGUAAACAACUCCAUAAUUGGCCGGUACAUCAAAGCUCCGUCGACGUAGAUUCCUCGCCGAAACCUCGUCCUUCCCUCAGCCUCGAUCACUCGCUAGUGGGCCGGUCGCACAAGUGCGGAAUGUCAGGAUGAGAUUCGAAGAAUCGAGUGACAGUGCCGGACUCGCUCGAGUGGCUCGCGGAGAUGCGAGGCAGUGAGAUUACGGCACCGGGCGGCAGCGCAUGUAUUCUAUGGCCGGCCCGAGAGGACAGUAACUCGCGAGGAACAUUUUUUUCCGCUGCGUAGAAGUUUCACCCUUUCAAAUCCAUAUAUCUGCGGGUAUUUUAACGGUCUAUUUUGAAAAUACUUCCUUGGGAAUUUGAGAAUGACCCUACCCGACGCCGCUAGCGCCACUGUUGCACGGUGAACAUAUAGUACCACCGGUGGGAAAAUCUACGAGGAAGAUGGGCCCCGGCGCGGCCGGAAGCGGCGGGGAGUGAGCGUCGCUCCGGCUUGGCAGACACCGGAAGUCCAAGAUCCUCGGACUUGAGCGCGAUCGAACGCCUGGAGAACGUCCUCUGAUGAGAAAGGGCGAGAGAGGGCGAAGGGAGCGAGAAAGGGCCUCGCACGGAGCCCGGGAAUACCACUGACGAAGGAUGUGACGAAGGCCGUGAGCGUGACCGUAACGCGUUGUCUUCCGCACGCAAGAUGAGGGCGCGUCGUCUGGGGCCGUUCCUGCCUUCCCUCCUGUUCCUGUUGCUGCUCGCCGGAUUCCCUCUGGGUCGCUCGGAUGACCUCCCUGCUGCCGGGCCCGGGACACGGACUGCAGAUAAAGAUCCUUCUAUGGAGGUUCAUCGACAGGGACAUUCGCCGCAUGCCGAAUUGCCGACUUCGAAAGCGAAGCGAGAACAAGCACUGCGUAACAUCCUCGCAGCCCGUAGGCGACAGAUUCUGGGUCAGAGGUCGAACGACCAUUCGAAGAUUCCGAAUCCGAUUCGAACAGCCAGACCACGGGGAAGCAUGACCAAGAACACAGCUGAGAUCUUGGAGGCCCAGGAGUCCAGACACGCGAUGUACGUUGCAGCUCCUCCAGGAUCUCAAACGGAGAUAGACCUUAAAGAAGAAUCAGGAGAACCGUCGAAACAAAUCCCGUUCAAGGUUGGGUCAGAGGCAUUGGAUUCCACGAAGGAAAAUCGAAGCGUUACAACAAAUGGCCCAACACCCGCCAGGAAGAUCGCGGAGUCAAAAAGCUCGAGCAACGAAAGCUCGAAGAUAUGGCCAAGCGAAGAUAAGGAGGGCACGACUCUGGGCAGUCAAAGGAUGUCCCAUAGAGACUCGGUGUCCAGAGAUCCUUCCAUUGGAACUUUAAUCACCCAAAAGAAUCAGGAUCACGAGGUCAAAGGGAGGAAUACCGUGUCCAUGCCGGAAUCUUUGUACAAUCAUUUUAGACCAGUGGAGAGUAACAUCCCUGUUGAAGAUAUGACUCAGUUUCUCUACUUCGGGCAAAAGCUCCACCCAGAAACGCCUAAUACCACCAGCAGUAACUCCGUAGAGGUAACGUCUACCGCCCCGACCGUUUCCAGCUCUCGGAAGAGAUACAAUUCGAAGCGAUUCGGUGCAACAGUUGCAUCAACCGUCCCUCGACUGGAGGACAUAAUGAACGAGGAAAUGAACAUCACCGUCGAACGGCAAACGGUGGAGAGAAAUAAAGUAUCAAGAAUCAAGAACACUUUCCGGAGUCCUGGCAGCGGUCUUUAUUACCGAAAACCACCGGUUAGGCCAUCCGAUCCUACCAUCGUGUCCAACGUCAUUCCAACUCGCGAUAACAGAAAUUCCACGGUGGCAGGAAGUAGCGUUAAAAGCGAGACCGAUUCCCGAGCGGCUAAAUUCCCAACAAACCCGUUCACUCACGCCACCAGAGACGGAGGCUCAGCCUACGACAACAGCACGAAAAGUGUCGACGAGCCGACCCAGAUUCCAAAGGUAGAGCGGCAUCGAGGAGGAGAAAAGAGACUGCCCGAUGGGGACGGAAAUCCAGAAGGUGCGAUAGAUCAAGAAACUCGUCCAAAAAGCGAGGACGGCAACGCCCAAGAUAGGAGCACGAGGCAGCAGGCCGUCAAUUCUGAAACUUUCCACGAGAACGAAAAGAACCUAAGGAACCUGAAGGGUCCCCUGGUGGAGAACGACCCGGGAAGAGGCUCAGUCAACGGGAGCGCCGGCAAAAGAACGACGAUCGAGCUCCGUUCCGAGCCGAUGGAGACGGACAUGGACGGCCAGCACUCGGAGCCGCAUAAAAAAACGGGAGCAAUUUCGAGUUCGACAGUUCUCGAUACGGUUUCCGGUCUUCCAGUGGAAAGCGCAAAGCCCGGAAACGCCGGGAAUCCGCAGACAAUGCCCGAAACCAGUGGAAACAAGGCUAGGUCAGCUCCCACUUCCACCCCAACUCCACCGGGCGAGACGACGGAGCCGCGCAAAAAAACGGGAGCAAUUACGAGUUCGACAGUUCUCGAUACGUUUUCCGGUCCUCCAGUCGAAAGCGCAAAGCCCGGAAACGCCGGGAAUCCGCAGACAAUGCCCGAAAUCAGGGGAAGCAAGGCUAGGUCAGCUUCCACAUCCACCCCAACCCCACCGGGCGAGACCACGGAGCCCCUCAGGAUAGUGGUACCGGAGGAGUCCCCACUUCCCAGCAACGGCACCAACGUCUCCCCAACGCCGACCGGCGAAAAUCCCGUUAAAGCUUUGAGUUCUGCGUCGCACUCGGUCGCGCCAGGUGAGACUCCCUCCACCCCGAAUCCUCGGCAAGUCCCGUCUCCCUCUUCGAGACCUUCGCCGGCGGUCGGCAGUACCUCGGCACCUGCCGUCCUGACGGCGCUGCAGCACGUGUACGCAUACACGAUAACUAACGUGACGCGCCUAUUGCGCAACUAUACCGGACCUGGGUUAAGCGAAGAGAAGCGCCUCGCUGUUACGCCGGGCGUCGGGAGCGCCGCGGAGAUAAGGACCAGUCGGCCGGCCGGUAUAGAGGCGGCGCAUCCACGGCCGGAACCCAGUGCCGGCACGGCCGUUGAAGGAGCAGCAGCGAGUAACCCGAGCGAGCGCAAGAGAAAGACCGGUCUCCACCGGCCGGGAGCGCUCCCCAGAAGUGGACCGAUCGGAAUCGGAACCGGAAGUCGGUCCGGCGUCGCGGGGACGGGAACCAGACCCAGGAACCGGGAGUCCGACGGAAACGAGGAGAGGAGAGUGUUGGCCAAGUCGGCCAGUGCCGUGCUGAACCAGAGGACGGCUACCAGGGGAAGCGGUCCCCAUGAUAGGGCACCUGACAAGUCGGCGAAGGAUUUUCAGGUCGGCGAUAGAGUGAUCAAGGUGGAGGUGGACGAGAUAGCGGGCGAGGACGCGAAAGAGGAGGUGAAGAGUUUGGCGGGGGAGAAGAGGGAAAUCGAAGACACGGGGGGAAAGGAUGCGAGCGGCGGGCAAGGGCUACAGGAGGUUGGACAUUCCGAUGGAGAGUUGAAGAGCCAGGAAAAGGUUGAGAUGGGGGAGGAGUCGGGAAGAGAAGUUGCGCAGGAUGCUUCUGCGAGGGUGCCGGUCAAUGGGACGGCUUUUAUGGGAGAAAACGAGCAGGAAGGGACUACCGUGAAGAGCAUGGGAGAUGCGGAGGUGAAGAAGGCUCGAGAGAAUGGGGAGCAAAUAAUCGCGCCUUUGGUCGAGCCUGGAAACGAGGAAGAGAAGAGGAUAACGGGCGAAAGCGGUGAGAAAGUUUACAGGGAGCGAGUCGAUGGGAUCCCCUCGGGGAGAGGGAAUAUCAGCGAUGCGGAGAAAAACGGCACCGCGGAGAGUGUCAGGGUCGAGGACGUCGGUAAACGGCCGUCGAGCGAGAGCGAUACGAAGUCCACGGACGAGCACUCGGAGAUGCCGACGAAAGCUUUUAGAGAACCCGAUGAAACUCCCGGGACGAUUCCUGUCUUUCCGGUUACUCCCAAGAUCCUGACGGACGUCAAUAGAACCUCCACCGACGACGGUGCCGUUCUAAAAUCUGCCAACACCACCAAAUCCCCGGACCCUCGACCUCUCGUGUCUCCGCCGGAAUCAAAAAGGCCAUUCGGAAUUGCGGAACAAUUAGAUCCGUCGGAGAUUCAGAAGUUGUACCGUUCUUCCAGCACGGCAAAGCCCGAAGGUCCCGCCACUUUGGACGUCACCACCGAGAACCCUACCCUGGAUCCCCAGGAAGCUCCGACCAUUUCCCCCUUUCAGGAAGCCGUUUCCAAAGACCCUCGCAAGAGCAGCGAGCGGUCGCCGGAAGUCAGAGCUAGGAACCUAUCCGACGAGAACAAGGACAAAGACGAUGUUUUACCUAUAAUGCACUUGUACAACACGUCGGACAUCUUUAACGGCAGCGUCGCGACGGACUCUCGGACUCGUGGAACCGCUUCGACUUCCCUCGAUCUUCCCACAAAGGCGCACAACUCGGAGGCUCAUAGAGCGAGAGCUGAUGACGGGGUCUCCGCUUCUAAAACCACGACCGCAAACCCACAGUUGCAUGGCGUUCGUACAAAAAGUGGCGACGACAUCCUUCGCCAUCGGGAACUUCCUGAUUCCAUCGAGGCCGGCCUAUCGGGUCGCAAAGACCGUCCCGAGGGAAACCGCGAUCCUGGGACGACCGCGAACACCAGGGCUUCGAACUCCUCCGGACAGGUUGGAGCGAACAACCGGACCCGACAUCGACCGGCGUAUCAUUAUUCCUUGCCGGAUUUCAAUGGCUCUACCGUCUAUCCCGCGGAAUUGAACAGGACGUUCUUUGAACCGGGGCUAAUGGUUGGUGCUACGAGAGAUGCGGUGAACAUCAGUGAAGUGAUCUCAAAGAGACACGAUGGCGAUACCAUUGCUACCCAGGAGACGGUUGCCGUCGUCAGCUACAUCUUGGCAACUCUCGUUGUUUUCCCCAUCGCGGUCGGUGUGGGACUGAUCCUCAGAAGACUGAUCAUUAGGAAUCGUAAGGUGCUGGAAGAAUCGGACACGUCGUCCGAGAUAAGCUGCAGAAAGAACGCUCUGAAUCUCGAAAGUGGAGACUUCAAGACGUCGAUCGAGAAAGCGAUUACGAAGCUGCCUAGGAUACAGCAUCUGUGUCACGAAGCGGAAAAGCCGCCGCCACCACCGCAGCAGGAAUCGAGGUGGGAGUUCCCUAGGGAUAAACUCAGGUUACAGACGGUGCUGGGUCAAGGGAACUUCGGCCAAGUUUGGAAAGCCGAAGCUGAUGAUCUUACCGGUCAUCAAGGUACGACUCGCUUGGUAGCUGUAAAGACUGUAAAACAGGGUGCUUCCGCCAGGGAAAAGGAGGAUCUGGUGCGAGAGCUCGAAAUUAUGCAGCAAUUGGGGAACCAUCCAAACGUCGUUACGCUUCUAGGCUGCUGUACGGAGGAAGAACCGCACUACCUGAUCCUGGAGUACGUCAUGUACGGGAAGCUCCUGGCAUAUUUGCGGGAUCAUCGCACCAGGCAGGACUUUUACAAUUUCAGCGAGGAUUCCGCAGCCCUGACGUCCAGGGAUCUCACGGUUUUCGGAUACUGCGUCGCCAGGGGUAUGGAGUACCUCGCCUCCAAAAAGAUUAUUCACCGCGACCUGGCUGCGAGGAAUGUCCUUGUGGAUCACAAUAAACUCUGCAAGAUAGCGGACUUCGGUAUGUCAAGGUUCGCCAACGAGGACGGAGAAAUCAUCGAAACUAGGCACGGAAGGAAUGCCUUGCCGAUCAGGUGGAUGGCUCCAGAGUCGCUAAUUUACUCCCUUUUCACAACCAAAACCGACGUCUGGAGCUUUGGGAUCCUCAUGUGGGAAAUCGUCACCCUCGGCUCGACGCCGUACCCGGACAUGAGCGCCAGGGAGGUGAUGCGAAACGUGCAGAGCGGAUAUCGGCUGGAGAGGCCUUCCCAUUGCCGAAGUGAGCUCUUCAGGGUGAUAUCGAGGUGCUGGCAUGCCGAUCCCGAUCGACGACCGGAGUUUCAGACCUUAAGGAGGGAUCUAGCCCAACUGCUCGAGGACAACAUGAACGGACACUACGUCGACCUGGAGAGCUUCGCCUCGGAGUGCACCGACUGACAAAGAGCCAUUUCUGGCAUGUAUCAUUUUAUGUAAGCUCGAGACAUCAAAAUCGAUAUAUAAUAUCGAUCGAUAGGUUUUACACGCGAGGCUUUGAACACCAUUCAGAGGCAUUUUUUCGAUGAACACUCGAGACGGGAAGUCAGAAAAGGGAAACUUGAAAAUUCUCUAGUACCUUCAGGACAUGAAAACUGUGACUAUUAUAUGCAAAUCGACCGUCCACAGCAAAUUGAGGCCUUUAGCCGUCUAUGCGGAAGCAAUUGACACUCGUGACAAUUGCAAACUUCAAUUGACGUAUGAGAUGGAUUUUAAGAAUGAUCGCCGAUGGUACGUUAAAUGGUACGAGUGAGAAUUAGACGUAGAAGCUUGACAAAGUAAAAAAAAGUAUUUUAUUUAGUAUUACUAUAAGUAGCCAGUUUGGUGAUAUAGGCGCCAUCUUCAGACACUUGUUACUUCGAUUGCUACGCAGUCAUAUUUAAAAUUCGGUGCCAGGGGUUUCGUCAAUCGAGGAAUAAAUGAUCUAGCUAUGCCCGGAAUGGUUGAGAAGUUCGAUCAGCUGAUGGAUCACAAAAGUGGUCCCAGGAUGUUCGUCCUGGAGGCGUUUCAUUUUCUGUCUUGUUAGUUCUCUGGCAUCGACCCUUCGCUCCCUUUUAGCGCCCACUUUUCGCGUAAAUCUUGUAAAUAUAGGGUAGGUACGUAAUUAAUCGCGCUGGCCACCAAUCAAAAUACCCCCAGGAAAAGGAUACGUUGGAAGUUUAUGCAUUACUUAGUAUCGCGAAUAGAGCGGUGGACGUAUCGCUAAGUUCUUUUUUCUUUUCCUCGUGUACGUUUUUAUUUUUAAUCAUUCUAGUCUCCCGACACGUUUGGGGUGGAAAUCGGUUUAUCGAUAGGUUACUGGUACCGAGAUAUAAUAUCGAUAUCAAUAUCUUUGGAAGUUCACUCUAACACUUCGUUUUUCAUAUUAAUGAGGCAACAUUGUAUUCGGGUUUGAUAUUUGAGAGUUGAUAUGUGAUUUGUUAUUGAUGAUACACAGGCUCGAAUGAAAUACCGAUUAAAGCCCUACUUUCGUCAGUUGAUAUUUUAUUAAGUUUUUAUUAUACUUUUUAUACACAUACGCACACUCUUGGCGCACUAUAAUAUCUAUCCCUGCGCUUCCCUGAAAAAGAUCCUUCCGUCCAUUAUUCCGUCGUAUUUCACGCACGCAACCUCAAAAAUCUGUACUUAGAGGCAGUUAUUGUGUUAAGGACAUUUUUUGACAGUAAAUGUUAUUGUAUUUUUA